GUAUCUCUCACCUGCGGUGUCAAAGGGAAAAAAGAACAGGCAGAGAGAGAGAGAGAGAGAAGAGUUGCAGAGAUGGAGUGCGUGUUCGGAUUGGUCGGUGAUGGCUUUGCUCUGGUGGUGGCGGACUCGUCAGCCGUACACAGCAUCCUCGUUCACAAAUCCAACGAGGACAAGAUCAUGGUUCUUGAUUCUCACAAGCUCUUGGGCGCCAGCGGCGAAGGCGGCGACAGAGCUCAGUUUACGGAGUACAUACAGAAGAAUGUAGCGUUGUAUCAGUUCCGUAACGGGAUUCCGUUGACGACAGCUGCCGCGGCGAAUUUCACUCGAGGAGAGCUUGCUACUGCGUUGCGGAAGAACCCAUAUGCUGUCAACAUCUUACUGGCGGGAUACGACAAGGAUAUUGGCCCAUCUCUUUACUACAUUGACUACAUUGCCUCUCUUCACAAGAUAGAGAAGGGCGCCUUUGGUUAUGGAUCCUAUUUCUCUUUGGCAAUGAUGGACAGACACUAUCACAGUGGAAUGACUGUCGAAGAAGCUGUUGAUCUGGUUGACAAAUGCAUCAUGGAGAUCCGAUCCAGGCUGGUUGUGGCUCCUCCAAAUUUUGUGAUCAAGAUUGUUGACAAGGAUGGAGCAAGGGAAUAUGCCUGGCGUGAGUCCAUCAAGGAUACCACUGGUGCUCCUACAUCCUGAGACUUGGCAAGUUUAGCAAAGGACACCUUUUUCAUUUCCCUGUUUUUCUUUGACAUAUGGUGAACUUGAGAUUGUUUAUUGAACCAUCACUACUUUCCUUGAUACAUGUUGAUGUUUUAAAACUUUAUGGAAUCCAUGAUAUAUCAGAAGUGUAGCUGCAGCUCCAUCGAUUCGAUCGCAAUAGAGUUGCUUAUGCUUUCAGGAUAUCAAAGUAGAUAAUUGUGAUUUGGCAUCGUAGCA
Molecule: messenger RNA, 930 nt
Organism: Vitis riparia (riverbank grape)
Lineage: Eukaryota; Viridiplantae; Streptophyta; Magnoliopsida; Vitales; Vitaceae
Product: proteasome subunit beta type-2-A
Exons: 3
Coding region: 73-690 (205 amino acids)
Biological process (GO): proteasomal protein catabolic process
Cellular component (GO): proteasome core complex; nucleus; proteasome core complex, beta-subunit complex
Molecular function (GO): peptidase activity
Source: RefSeq, a predicted model, not a curated record